AGAUAUUUCAAAAACACAAUCUUUAGCCACUCUCACUCACCCGAGUUGUUCCUUCAUUUCCAAGGGGGUGGGGGGGGAGUGGCAUCUGAAUAUUCAUCCGGGAGGGGGUUGCAUGGGCGGACUGACCAUUUGGGAAGUCGGGCACUGCCCGAGGGCCCCAUGAGAUGCCCCUGGUACCUUUCAUAGGCUUUUUUUGGUGUGGUUUGAGUGUGGGCAAGGACACAGGGGCCCCAUGAUCCCCUAUUGCCUGGGGGCCCCAU
Messenger RNA from Staurois parvus, 260 nucleotides. NCBI's taxonomy places the organism in Eukaryota, Metazoa, Chordata, Amphibia, Anura, Ranidae. The record is from the annotation of a GenBank genome assembly.